GACCGUGGACAAGGAAAUAAGCCGUUUUGUGGUCACAAUACAUGCAUUGGUUAUAAAAUAUAUUUGGCUAGCUGGUCACCAGUGAGAUACGGAAUGCUAAACCGCUUGAUCUUGUCUAUUUAGGUGCUGGCAAUAGAUAGCCUAUCCGAAACAGCUGGCUGGACUGUAAUGGAAUUCGCUGCAUAAAAAGUUGCAUCUUCGUGGUAAACACUGUGUUUUACCAAGGGAAAACCGACACGUUUGUAACGCAAUGGCUCCGAUGGGAAUCCGCCUGUCUCCUCUCGGAGGUGCUGUAUUCUUUUUGCUGGGUCUCGGCAUAAUCUACCAUCUUUACUCCGGCGUUAUAUCCAACAGAAUUGCGGCGUUCCGGCAGCGGAGGACCGUGGAUCUGCGGGAGCUGCUCGCCCUGUCGAUCGAGGCUGCGGUCCGAGGCGGCCGCGAAGUGAAGCGCGUCCGGGAGGGCAACACUUUGGAGGAGAAAUCUAAGGGCAAAACCAAGGAGGGGGCGAACGAGAUGCUCACGUCGGGAGACCUUCUCUCUCACAGGAAGAUGUAUCACCUCAUAAAGAACACGUUUCCGUUUUUACAGGUGAAAUCAGAGGAACACGACGACACCGGCGAGGACGAGACAGCCGUCUGGGACCACGUGAUUCCCCCCGACAUACAACUGAUCACCAGUAGCAAAGAGGUGCCGGCAGAGGGCGUCACUGUGUGGAUUGACCCCUUGGACGCCACUCAGGAGUACACAGAGAAUCUUUGCAAGUAUGUCACCACAAUGGUCUGUGUUGCACAGAAUGGUGUGCCUGUUAUAGGUGUUAUCCAUAAGCCUUUCACAGACUACACAGCUUGGGCCAUGGUGGGCGCGGGUUCGAACAUCAGGGCCCGCGCGUCGUACAACGAGAAGUCGCCGAAGGUCAUCGUGUCACGCUCCCAUGCAGGGAAAGUGAAGGGGUUCGUCCAAUCCGCUUUUGGGAACGACACGGUCAUCCUGCCCGCUGGGGGAGCAGGCUACAAGGUCCUCGCCCUCCUGGACCCAACCGAUGAGAAGUACGAGCAGGCGGACGUGUACAUCCACAUCACCUACAUAAAGAAGUGGGACAUAUGCGCAGGGGACGCCAUUUUGAAGGCGCUGGGAGGUCACAUGACCACCCUGAAGGGAGAGGAUAUAGACUACUGGGGCUCCGAGGCCAAUGAUGGCGGGGUUCUGGCCAGCGUUAAUGUGGAUCACGAGGUGCUGCUGGCCAAACUGCCGAGCCAGGACACCCAGAAAAACACUUAAUCCCCUUGGCCCGGGACGGUGUUCUCCCCUGUCAUUAAACUGCUACAGAGAUCUAACGAUGUAACCUGCCGUUAUCCGUAAGAUAAUGCACAGAGUCUCCAGAAGAUGUGUGGUCUUUAACUGAGACGGGUGCCAUCUGAAAGAAAAGUUCUGCAUUGCCAAGCGGUGUGCCUUGAGGUAGUUUGGUGUGUGGGUUAAGUUCGAAGGCCUCAGACUUGCAGAACACUCCUGUCUGAAAAUGUCAUUAUGUCGGACACUUUAGAACAUUGCUAUUGGUUGUCCGACAUGCUUUUAAAUGAGUGUGAUUUGGCAGGAGUUGGUGGAGGUUGAACUAUUAAAAAAAGGCUACUGAGUGCUGUUAGUUCCUGCUGUAUUUCGAUGCUUUUGAGGUAGGUGUUGGUUAUUCAGGGUAUUUUAAAGGGACAGAUUGGGGUGGUGAUGUAUACAGUACCUGCCCUUAUGAGCUCAGGUGAAGAAGAAUCCCUCAGUUUGCCAGAUUGAAGAAGAUGUUUAUACAUAAACUCCUACUUUUAUUGAUAUCCACAAGUGGGGUGGCAGUGUACUCUUUAGUGUACUUGCACACUGACCCCACCACAGAUACGCAGUUAAAUUCUGACCCCUGAGAGCUCUGAUGUGUGGUGGCAGAUUAGUCAGGCUCUUUGUAAAUAGUAUCAUCUGAAAAAAAUUCUAUUUAAAAAGAGCAGAAUGCUACUGAAGCUGGGUCUGAACUAUAGAUGCUGUAUGAUCUGCCAUGAAGCAGGGUGAUUGUCUACAAAUCUGAGAUGUUUGAUAAUAAUAGUAAUAAUAAAAAUAAACAAUAAUAUGAUGGCUAACAUUGCCUGGGGUGAAGGAUUCUGUAAUAAUGCACUCACUGUGAUAACUACACUGAAAAACUGUGCAUUUUCGUAUGGAUUAUUUGCGUACGAAUUUGUCUUGUGAAUUUGUGUGAACUGCACUUUUUCGGGCAUCGCACACAGCUCUGUUCGUCCAUUGUGCCUACCUUUUGCGUGUUUUAAACAAAGUGGAUGCAUGACAGUGGUGAAUGGAUGAUUUUUUUAAAAAACAGAUAUACCUUUUCAGGUGUGAAUUUAUGGUUUCUGUCGUGUCUACAAGCUCCACCAUACCGCAUGAUCCAUAAAGAUGUGUCUAACCUGGACUGCUCCCAUUAGGCUGAAAGGAUGCCUUCUACUGUCGGAUGAUUAAAGAUGUACAAUUUUAUUUCUGAACCGAAGAGUAUGUGUUUUUAUUGAGGGAAGAAAAGUAAUGGGUAUGUGGGUGAGAAAAGUAAUGGGUAGUGAUGAGAACAGCAGAUGUAACAGCUCUCAUUGCGAUAACAACCUUGUGAUGGUUUCAGCUUCCUGUUGAAAUGUGAUCAUUGUCCAAUUAAAAAAUGCAAAAAUGUAUUUUGUCUGGG
This is a messenger RNA of Megalops cyprinoides (Indo-Pacific tarpon), 2693 nucleotides long. RefSeq names its product inositol monophosphatase 3-like. Gene Ontology annotation, biological process: phosphatidylinositol phosphate biosynthetic process. The transcript is spliced from 5 exons. Gene Ontology annotation, cellular component: endomembrane system. Gene Ontology annotation, molecular function: 3'-nucleotidase activity. The record is from RefSeq and is a predicted model, not a curated record. NCBI's taxonomy places the organism in Eukaryota, Metazoa, Chordata, Actinopteri, Elopiformes, Megalopidae. The coding region runs from base 251 to 1279 and encodes 342 amino acids.